Stomoxys calcitrans (stable fly) is the source of this 1435-nucleotide messenger RNA. RefSeq lists its product as uncharacterized. The coding region runs from base 270 to 1208 and encodes 312 amino acids. NCBI's taxonomy places the organism in Eukaryota, Metazoa, Arthropoda, Insecta, Diptera, Muscidae. The transcript has 2 exons. The record is from RefSeq and is a predicted model, not a curated record.
AUCGUAUACGAUAACUUAGACCUUUGUCAAAGUAAUUUUUCUGAUAAUUGUGAAUAGCGACGCUUACUUUAACGAAUAACUUGUUGUGCAGAAAGCAUUUUCCAACAUCUGAGCGGCAAAUUAACCACACUCGAGGUAAGCCAAAAAAAAUAUAUUUCCAUCCAAAAAUAAAAUCUAUUCCAACAUAUUCGGCGAGUUUUGCACCACAUUUUUAGACCCAUCAAAACAAAGAAAAAUAAAAAGAAAAAAAGCAAAAAUCGUUAUACGAAAUGAUGUUUGCAAAUGAUGACGAUAUGGUGGAGUGUCCUUACAACAAUUCACAUCGCAUGCUUCGAAAGCGCUUGCAAUCACAUCUGCUGAAAUGUCGCAUUCAGUAUCCGGAUGUUGAGCUAAGAAAAUGCCCAUUUAACCUCUCGCAUUUGAUACCUGAGCCGGAAUUUACGCACCAUGUGACCAAUUGUUCAGAUCGUAAACUAAUAACUCAGUACAAAUAUGAUGCACCCGAUGAAGUUAUUGAAGAAGAACAUCCAAAACACGAACCAAUACAAAGCGAAGAAAACUGGGAUGAUACUGAUGUGCCCGAUUAUGAUCCAACAAAAUACGUAGAGAAAGCUGAUGUUAUUAGGCAGCCCCUUGGUCCUACGCCCUCUUUGCGUAAAGCCUUCAUAAAGGAAGAACGCAAACGUUUGGGAGAUGCGGACAGCGAUGAGGAGGAACACGCUAGAGGUGAAGAUUGCAUUAAUGAUGGCCAAUCUUUAAGAAACAACGCAGUUGUCAGUAAUGGCUCUAAUUUACGUCGCUCACCGGGAUGUAGACCAACAAACACAACUUACAAUUGUGAUGAUGAUCCCUACUAUAUCAGUGAACCUAUUCAACCUAAACAACGUUCACGCUCACGCUCACCACAACGGUCUUAUCGGGAUGGUUCUCCUGUUAGAGCAAAUAAGAAUCGUUUUACAAAGUCGUACCGAGAUCGUUCGCCUUCGGGUUCACACAGAUAUCGGUCGCCUUCCCGUUCACAUCGAGAUCAUUCGCCUUCUCGGUCAUACAGAGAUCGUUCCCCUCGCUCAUAUAGAGAUCGUUCGCCUCGCUCAUAUAGAGAUGGUUCUCCCACCCGCCAGCGAAGAAAUGACUCUAAGCGUUAUAGAGAUAGUUCACCAACUAGUAGUGGAAACCAAAAUCAUGGUCGUUACAACAGAAACUAUUGAAAACCAAGUGUCGCAAAUUUGAAUUUUAGAUUGGACAAUUUAUGAAACACACAUUUCCAUAUACAAAUAUUAACAAAAAACGUAGAAAGUUCUACAUUUAUUUUUUAGAUAUUAUUUAAAAUGAUAAAAGGUUAUCACUGUUAUUCACAAAACUUUAUGUAGAUUUUAAGGCUUCUUUAAGUUUUGUGAAUAGGGCCGUAUAUUUUGUAACGUAACAUGAUUAGUUA